Molecule: messenger RNA, 915 nt
Organism: Aureobasidium pullulans EXF-150
Lineage: Eukaryota; Fungi; Ascomycota; Dothideomycetes; Dothideales; Saccotheciaceae
Exons: 2
Coding region: 113-715 (200 amino acids)
Biological process (GO): DNA synthesis involved in DNA repair; DNA-templated DNA replication
Cellular component (GO): delta DNA polymerase complex
Molecular function (GO): DNA-directed DNA polymerase activity
Source: RefSeq, a predicted model, not a curated record
CACAACACGACUUUGUGUUCGUCUAUAAUCGCACAUAAAACACUGCGCCAUCUUACAUCAAACUAGCGCACUUUGAACCUAUCACCACCCACAAUAUAAUUCCAAAAUCAACAUGGCACCAAAGAGAAGCACGUCGUCGACUUCGGCGGCGCAGCGUAAUCAACCAACUCUCUCGUUCGGUAAGCAGGGAUCAGCCCGCGUCACCAAGACGGCCCUUGCCCAGCGCGAUUCGAAGACGACCAAGAAAGACAACGCCCUGCUCGAAGUUGUGUCAAAUCAUGCCAUCAACCAAGCCACUACCGCCGAUGCUGCCAUUGAAGAACAAGCCGACGCCGAGCUCGAGGAGAUCAAGGCUGUGAAGACCGAGGAAGCCUCCAGCGGCAAGGACGAAAUCGAGACAAGAGCCAGACGCAUCACAGAUGUGCAGAUCAAAAAGUACUGGCGCAGCAAGGAAGCCGACAGAAUAGCCCCGCGCGUACAUCAACAAGGGCUUGACGUGGCCGAGAAGAUUCUCCGAGAGUUCGACAUGAGUGGACAAUACGGUCCCUGCAUCGGCAUCGCCAGAGUCAAGCGGUGGAGGAGAGCAAGCACGCUGGGCCUCAACCCUCCUCUCGAAGUGCUCGCCGUCUUGCUCAAGGAGGGAGACAAGAACAAGACCAGAAUGCAGCGUGCUCACGUCGAUGAGUUGAUGAGCUCCAGAUUUAUCGAGACUUGAAGACGACAUGAUUCCACGACGACAACAAGGGAGGUUUGCUUGGACGGGCGAUUAGCAUGCAUGGAAUGGAGUUUUACGGCGCGAAAGAUUGCUUUUACAAGAUAGCUGGCCGGCUGCGGCUUUGAUGGCAGUCGGAAUCAUGACCUAAGAUGAGGCAUUGCUUAGCAUAGUAAUAAUGAGACAAAGAUAUCCCACGACAA